UCGCGGGGCCCGGGGCCAUGGGAGCGCGCGCGGGCGGCGGGGCGGACGCGGAGGCGGCUCGGGACGCGCGGAGCCCCCCGAGCGGCACGGCGCAAAGUUAGCCCGGCGCCCCGGAUCGAGCCCCGGACCCGCCGCGGCAUGGGCGAGCACCCCAGCCCGGGCCCCGCAGUGGCCGCCGGCGCCGAGGCGGAGCGCAUCGAGGUGCUGGAACCCGAGGCGGAGGAGCGGCCGCCCGCGGCGCCCGAGGACCACUGGAAAGUCCUGUUUGAUCAGUUUGACCCUGGGAACACAGGCUACAUCAGCACAGGCAAGUUCCGGAGCCUCCUGGAGAACCACAGCUCCAAGCUGGACCCGCACAAAAGGGAGGUGCUCCUGGCGCUUGCUGACAGCCAUGCGGAUGGACAGAUCAGCUACCAGGAUUUUGCCAACCUGAUGAGUAACAAGCGAUCCAACAGCUUCCGCCAGGCCAUCCUGCAGGGAAACCGGCGGCUGUGCAGCAAGGCCCUGCUGGAGGAGAAGGGGCUGAACCUCUCCCAGCGGCUCAUCCGCCAUGUGGCCUAUGAGACGCUGCCCCGUGAGAUUGACCGGAAGUGGUACUACGACAGCUACACCUGCUGCCCACCGCCCUGGUUUAUGAUCACGGUCACACUGCUGGAGGUGGCCUUUUUCCUCUACAACGGGGUGUCGCUGGAUCAGUUUGUGCUGCAAGUGACCCAUCCGCACUACCUGAAGAAUGCCCUGGUUUACCACCCACAGCUCCGAGAACAGGCUUGGCGCUACCUAACCUAUAUCUUCAUGCACGCAGGAGUAGAACACCUGGGACUCAAUGUGGUGCUACAACUCCUAGUGGGGGUGCCCCUAGAGAUGGUGCAUGGAGCAACCCGCAUUGGGCUCGUCUAUUUGGCUGGCGUUGUGGCAGGGUCUUUGGCAGUGUCUGUGGCUGACAUGACCGCACCUGUUGUUGGCUCUUCUGGAGGGGUGUAUGCUCUCGUCUCUGCCCAUCUGGCCAAUAUUGUGAUGAACUGGUCGGGCAUGAAGUGCCAAUUUAAGCUACUUCGGAUGGCUGUGGCCUUGAUCUGUAUGAGCAUGGAGUUUGGAAGAGCUGUGUGGCUCCGAUUCCACCCAUCAGCCUAUCCCCCAUGCCCUCACCCAAGCUUCGUUGCACAUCUGGGCGGCGUAGCUGUGGGCAUCACCCUGGGUGUGGUGGUCCUGAGGAACUAUGAGCAGAGGCUGCAGGACCAGUCACUGUGGUGGAUUUUUGUGGCCAUGUACACCGUCUUCGUGCUGUUCGCCGUCUUCUGGAACAUCUUUGCCUACACCCUAUUGGACUUAAAACUGCCACCACCCCCCUAAGGCCCAGGAUGGAGGUGGGGGCACAGGGAGGGUGCAGCUGGGCCCACUUCCAGUCUGGCCUGCUCAGUGAGGCCAAGAGGAGAGCCCAGGAGACUCUGGGUGCUGCUAUAUUUGUGUUCAGGUUGGACAGAGAGGAGGAUCUUGGCUGAAAGAUCUUGCUGAAGAGUUGGGAGCUUCCACCUUCAUUUUUUUCUGUACAGUUCUUGAAGGCCUGUGAUGGGAAGAGAGUGGCCUUCCCCUGGGACUGAGCCUGUCCAAUAGUCUUAAGAGGUUGCUUUCCAUGUCAGAGAUGAAGCAACUGCUCUCACCCUCAUCUUCCACCCAUAGAGACCCUGAGAAAGUCAGAAAGGCUGAAGACCAGCCAGAGUAAAUUAUGAGCCAGGACACAUCCUUCAGUUGGGCUUGAAGCUCUCCAGGGACAUGGAUGACCUGGUGUGGACAUGACAACUAUGACCUGAGGAAAUCCAGUUAACCCUCCUUUACC
Molecule: messenger RNA, 1837 nt
Organism: Suncus etruscus (white-toothed pygmy shrew)
Lineage: Eukaryota; Metazoa; Chordata; Mammalia; Eulipotyphla; Soricidae
Gene: RHBDL3
Product: rhomboid like 3
Exons: 9
Coding region: 139-1353 (404 amino acids)
Cellular component (GO): membrane
Molecular function (GO): serine-type endopeptidase activity; calcium ion binding
Source: RefSeq, a predicted model, not a curated record